GGCACACCUGUGUGCAUUGUUUCUCCAUCAGCUUGCAGGGGAGGUUGGCAAACGAAAUACCCUCUUCCAUCGAUAGAACUGUCAUAAUUUUUCAGGAUGGAGUCUGCAGCUGAGACCAGCACUGCAGGAGUUUCAGUAAAAGAUGACCUUUCAGAAAAAUGUCAGAAGUUAUUUCUUGAGUUCUUGGAGGAGUUUCAGGACACAAACGGGGAGAUUUUGUAUCAACCUGAUGCUGAGGAGCUCAUUCGACCAGAGAGAAACACACUGACUGUAAACUUCACCAACAUUGAGCACUUCAAUCAGCAACUAGCUACCACUAUUCAGGAGGAGUAUUACAGGGUAUACCCAUUCCUAUGCAGAGCAGUCCGUUUCUUUGCAAGAGAUCAUGGGAACAUGCCAGUAGCCAAAGAGUUCUAUGUGGCCUUCUCUGACUUUCCAUCAAGACAAAAGAUCCGAGAGCUCUCCACGGCCCGGAUCGGGUCCCUACUGCGUAUCAGUGGCCAGGUGGUGAGGACACACCCAGUGCACCCUGAGCUGGUCAGUGGUACCUUCCUGUGUCUGGAAUGCCAGUCUGUUAUGAAAGAUGUUGAGCAGCAGUUUAAAUACACCCUGCCCAACAUUUGUAAGAACCCAGUCUGUGCCAAUCGACGUCACUUCAUGCUGGACCCCAACAAGUCCCGUUUUGUGGACUUUCAGAAGGUGCGUAUCCAGGAGACCCAGGCGGAGCUGCCUCGUGGCUCCAUCCCCCGCAGUGUGGAGGUGAUCCUGAGGGCAGAGGCUGUGGAGAUGGCUCAGGCAGGGGACCGCUGUGACUUCACCGGCACACUGAUCGUCGUACCAGAUGUCGCUGCCCUGGCUGUGUCAGGCACCAGGGCAGAGACCAGCAGCAGAGUGACUGGGGGGAGGCAGGGCUUUGAUGCAGAUGGGAUCCAGGGACUGAAGGCUCUAGGUGUCAGGGAUCUGUCCUACAGACUGGCCUUCCUAGCCUGCUACGUGGCCCCCACUAACCCUCAGUUUGGUGGUAAAGAUCUACGACAGGAAGACCAGACUGCAGAGAGUGUGAAGAACCAGAUGACUGUUCAGGAGUGGGAGAAAGUGUUUGAGAUGAGUCAGGACAAGAACCUCUACCACAACCUCUGCACCAGCCUCUUCCCCACUAUCCAUGGGAAUAAUGAGAUAAAGCGUGGAAUCCUAUUGAUGCUCUUUGGCGGUGUUGGCAAGACGACCAUGGAGGGCACAUCUCUGAGGGGGGAUAUUAAUGUUUGCAUCGUUGGGGACCCCAGUACCUCCAAGAGCCAGUUCCUAAAACACGUGGAGGACUUUGCGCCCAGGGCAGUCUACACCAGUGGGAAAGCCAGCAGCGCGGCCGGGUUGACGGCAGCUGUAGUGAAAGAUGAGGAGUCCCAUGAGUUUGUCAUCGAGGCUGGGGCCCUCAUGUUGGCGGAUAACGGAGUCUGUUGCAUUGAUGAGUUUGACAAGAUGGACCUGAAAGACCAGGUAGCCAUUCACGAGGCCAUGGAACAGCAGACCAUCUCCAUCACUAAGGCUGGUGUGAAGGCCACUCUGAAUGCUCGCACCUCCAUCCUGGCGGCUGCUAACCCCAUCGACGGGAGAUACAACCGCUCUAAGUCUCUGAAACAGAACGUCAACAUGUCAGCACCCAUCAUGUCCAGAUUUGACCUCUUCUUCAUUCUGAUUGAUGAGUGUAAUGAGGUGACAGAUUAUGCCAUAGCCAGGCGUAUCGUAGACCUGCACUUUAGAAACAUGGAGUCUGUGGAGCGAGUCUACGCCACUGAUGAGAUACAGAGAUACAUACUGUUUGCUCGGCAGUUUAAACCAAAGAUCACAGCAGAGGCAAAAGAGUUUGUGGUGGACCAGUACAAGCGUCUGCGUCAGCGGGACAGCAGCGGCAGCACCAAGUCAGCCUGGCGUAUCACCGUCAGGCAGCUAGAGAGCAUGCUCCGACUAUCUGAGGGCAUGGCCAGGCUCUACUGCUCAGAUGAGGUGCAUCCCAAACACGUUAAGGAGGCCUUCCGGCUAUUGAAUAAGUCUGUCAUCCGCGUCGACUCCCCAGAUAUCAACUUCGACCAGGAACAAGACGAUGGGGAAAUGAAUGAUCAGAAUGACAUGAUGGGCACUAAUGGCAAUCAUGCAGAGGAGGCUAUGGACACAGAGCAUGGGGCAGGCAGACCAGAGAAGACCAGCACUGCCAAGCCUGCCCUCAAGAUGACCUUUGCUGAGUACAGAAGGGUCUCCAACCUCAUUGUUUUUCACAUGCAGAAGAUGGAAGAUAUUGAUGAGUCCUCACUGAAGAUGAGCGAGCUGAUUAACUGGUACCUGAAAGAAAUGGAGAGUGAGAUAGAGUCAGAAGCUGAGCUGGUUGCCAAGAAGAACCUUAUAGAGAAAGUGCUUCACAGACUAAUCCAUUAUGACCACAUUAUCAUAGAGUUAACGAAGACUGGGCUGAAGAAAGUUAGUGAUGAGGGAGAGGAACCUGUCAUCGAAGAGGACCCCCUCUUAGUGGUCAACCCCAAUUACGUCCUGGAAGAUUAGGUAGGGUCCACCUCAGCCAUAGAUAUUGUGGAAGUAAUUGAACUCAGGCUUAUCUGUAAGGAAUUUGUGAUUGCAGCUACAGUAGCCUACUGUCAACUUGUUUUGCUGGCAUGUUGCUAUUGACUAUCAAUGUACUGUCUCUAAAAAAAACAUUGAACACUUGUCAUACUACUCAUGUCUAUGCAUUUCAAUAAAUAUAUUUUUUGCAGUG
Molecule: messenger RNA, 2764 nt
Organism: Oncorhynchus nerka (sockeye salmon)
Lineage: Eukaryota; Metazoa; Chordata; Actinopteri; Salmoniformes; Salmonidae
Gene: mcm6l
Product: MCM6 minichromosome maintenance deficient 6, like
Exons: 17
Coding region: 97-2553 (818 amino acids)
Biological process (GO): double-strand break repair via break-induced replication; DNA replication initiation; mitotic DNA replication
Cellular component (GO): MCM complex; nucleus
Molecular function (GO): single-stranded 3'-5' DNA helicase activity; single-stranded DNA binding; ATP binding
Source: RefSeq, a predicted model, not a curated record